Messenger RNA from Mesitornis unicolor (brown roatelo), 837 nucleotides. It is a transcript of the gene GPR119, whose product is annotated as G protein-coupled receptor 119. Gene Ontology annotation, molecular function: phosphatidylcholine binding; G protein-coupled receptor activity. The record is from RefSeq and is a predicted model, not a curated record. Gene Ontology annotation, biological process: G protein-coupled receptor signaling pathway. Gene Ontology annotation, cellular component: membrane. Lineage: Eukaryota; Metazoa; Chordata; Aves; Mesitornithiformes; Mesitornithidae.
AUGGCUGACUCAACCCUGGGAGCCAUCCUGGCCGUGCUGGCCUCGCUCAUCAUCGCCGCCAACGCGCUGGUGGCCGUCGCUCUGCUUCGCCUCAUCCAGAAGACCGGCUCCAAGGGGCUCUCCUUUGUCCUCAACCUCCCCUCUGUCCUCUCCCUGAUUCUGGUGGCGUGCGACAGGCACCUGGCCAUCAGGAAGCCCUUCCACUAUUUCCAGAUGGUGACAGGCCUGUGGGUCGGGCUGCGCUUGGUGGGGCUCUGGCUGGCUGCCAUCGUCUUGGGCUUCCUCCCGGUCUUCGUCCCGGCCCUUCAGAAGAUCUCCGUGCGCGAGAAGUGCUCCUUCUUCGCCGUCUUCCAGCCCGCCUACACGGUCAUCGUCUUCUGCGCCGGCUUCUUCCCGGGGCUCUUUCUCUUCAUUUACCUCUACCUCGACAUGCUGAAAAUCGCCUCGGCGCACGUGCAGCACAUCCGGGAGGUGGAGCAGGUGGGGCUGGCGGGGGGCUCCCCCCUGUCCCGCACCACCCGCGACGUGAAGGCCAUGCGCACCGUCGCCAUGCUGGUGGGCUGCUUCGUGCUGUCCUGGCUGCCCUUCUUCAUCGCCAGCGUUGUGCUAACCGCCUGCGACGAGUGCUUCCCCUACAAAGUCAUCGAGGGCUACCUCUGGCUGCUGGGGCUCGGCAACUCCUUCCUCAACCCCCUGCUCUACUCCUACAGGCAGAAGGACGUGCGGCUGCAGGCCUUCCAGAGGGCCGUGGGCGCCAAGGGCAUCCUGGGGAACAGCCGCCCCGGCCGAGGCUCCAGGGCUCUCCCCACGGUGUCCUGCCUGCGGCUCCAGGACUGA